CUUCGCGGCACCUUCCUCUCACAGGGCCUGCGGUACGACGUGGAUCAUGAGCGCCGUAGAAAACAGCAAUUAAGUCUACUCUACGGCCGAACGCGUGACGAGGUUGAGGAGGAGGAACGCCUAAUUGGUGAGUUAAAUCGUAUUGAAGCACGCCGCCGAGAUCGGGAACGAAAGAAGCAGGAUCUGCAAAAGCUAAUUUCUCAGGCGGAAUCGGUGGCCCGUGAUGGUACCGAUCGAUUGGAGUCGUUUACUCCAACCGACGAGCGUAUUGGUCUUUCCGGCGCGGCUAUCGGCGCCGCAAGUUUCGUAUCGUCUGGCCGUGGCUCUCAUCAGAUGGGCUCAGUUAGUGCAGGCCUAUCCGCCGUUGCUACUGCCGUCUCUAGCAGCCUGGCCGCAUCGACCUCUAUUGCGUUUCCAGAUUUCAGCAAGAACCCCGGAGUUCACCUGCGUAGCCAGAAGGUAUUAUUGUGCAGUUUGUAA
Dibothriocephalus latus is the source of this 480-nucleotide messenger RNA. The record is from the annotation of a GenBank genome assembly. Lineage: Eukaryota; Metazoa; Platyhelminthes; Cestoda; Diphyllobothriidea; Diphyllobothriidae.